AUGUUCGAGCUUGGAGUCAUUGAAGAGUCACAGAGCGAGUGGUCAAGUCCAAUCGUGUUGGUACCCAAGCCCAACGGCACCCUCCGCUUCUGCAACGACUUCAGAAAACUUAAUGAAGUCUCCAAGUUUGACGCAUAUCCCAUGCCACGGGUAGAUGAGCUAAUUGAGAGGUUAGGUCCUGCCAGGUACAUCACCACGCUGGACCUCACAAAAGGGUACUGGCAGAUCCCCCUGACUAAGGAAGCCAGGGAGAAAACGGCCUUCUCUACCCCGGAAGGCCACUUCCAAUAUAAAAGGAUGCCGUUCGGUCUACACUCAGCCCCCGCCACAUUCCAAAGGGCCAUGGACAAAACUCUGCGUCCACACCAACGGUACGCUUCGGUCUAUCUAGAUGGCAUAGUCAUCUUCAGCACUGAUUGGGAGUCCCACCUUCCCCGGGUUCAGGCAGUCGUAGACUCCUUGAGAAGAGCAGGAUUCACCAUCAAUCCAGAGAAGUGUGCCACUGGGAUGGAGGAAGCAAAAUACCUAGGAACCCUGACUGAUCUCUUGAAGCAACCAGCUCAAAUUGACUUCCUAAGUGAUGGGCAUCGAGGCAGUAUACAGGUCCAAAUCACAGAAGUUAUACCAAGAAUAUCACCACGGAACAGUAUAGAUCACACACAUUUCAGUAGCUUGGGACUGACAUCACCUUUGACACCUCAGAUCGGUAUGCCUCUGGCUCAGAAUAACAGAGCGCAAAUAGUGUCUGUAAUCCCCUUACAAGACCAAGAUUUCUCAAAAUAUGCUACAAUAAAAACUUCAGAAACUGCAUCGGAUGAAUUUUUCAAGAGAUUUCCGGUUAUGGAUGUUGUUGGAUCUUCUCAGUGCUACCAGUCGGGUGCUUUGAUAACCCCGGACAACUCCACUCUACAAGAUAACCCCCCCAUUAUACCCCCAAAGCCAAACAACAAGGUUAAAGUCUCUAAGACCAAUACACACCCUCUAGCAGGGAAUGCAUUUCAAGUUUGGGACCCAAAUCAUCAUGACAUUCGAAGACAAGUUUAUGCCAACAAGAGACAGUACAGCAUUGAAAAGCUCCCUGAAUUAUUCAGCCAUCAAGGUCAUUAUAAUAGCACACCCCGCCACUUCCCAAGCAACAGCAAGACAGAGGUCACUGUUUGAGGACUGUUGUUAUAUAUAUCCUAUCAAUAUAAAUGAAAAAUGUGGAUGGCAAAAACUUGCUGCACUUUUUUUUUGUGCUCUCAGUUUUGGUUUUGCUAGAAUUUUUUGACUGGAAAAUAACACAAGCACAAAAAACAAGAAAAGAAAUGUCAGUUGCAGGAAAAAGCAUUCCCAUACAUAAAAAGCAGAAGAGCAAAGAGAACAUGAAGAAGUGUAAACUAAGAAUUGCAAAGUCUUAAUUGUGGAAAUACACAAAACAGACUCUGGAUUACAGCAUCUUGCUUUCUUUCCUAACCACCUGACCUGUACUGUUAUAAAAAAAAAAAUCUCAGAUUUGGAAAUUAAUUCUAUUUGCAUUGGUUUGACAUGUUUUUGUUACAGAUAAAUAGUACUACAUUUGGGUGAGCCUAAGCCGACCAGGAAAAAGCAGAAGCUAAAUUGACAGCAUUCAUUGUGGUGCAAUAAAGACACCAAUAAUUAGAAAUCUGCAAGAAUGUUGUUACAUUUAAAUCGAAUAUCAAAUGCCUAUUAUAUAUCAUAUAUUGCAUUUCUAAAAUACAUACUUUUGCAACUACAUUGCCAAAUUUAAGGCCAACCAUAUACAAUCUUUUAUGUGUCAAUAAUUGCCUUAGUAGCUACGUUUGAUAAUCUUACGUCUUUUGUACAGUUUACCAUUGAGUUUAACCCCACCCAGGCCCCUUCCACAGUCUUGCACUCAUAAGUCCAUGGUCCUGCCAGAUUCAUGCUGUGUUAUCAAUGGGGAGCUGCACAGCCGCUACUGCAACCUCUUGUAACCCUCACCUUUCAGUGCAUGUGUAAAAAAAAUCUAUAGAAAGGCCAACUGUUGUAGGAAAUUUUCAAUGGCAGAUAAAUGCUACACAUUGGCUACACAUUGUAUAUCUGGUAGGCGUGUGCACAGGUGUUUAUAAGAAUUUGAGAAGAACUAGGAGAAGGGAAUUUAUUUAAAGGAUACCUAUACUUUUGUAUAUUCUUUAUUGUAAUGCUUUAAAGUGUAUUUCCACUUUUGCAGGCAAAUUGGGAUAAU
This is a messenger RNA of Rana temporaria (common frog), 2206 nucleotides long. RefSeq lists its product as uncharacterized. Bases 1 to 1161 code for a protein of 386 amino acids. NCBI's taxonomy places the organism in Eukaryota, Metazoa, Chordata, Amphibia, Anura, Ranidae. The transcript is spliced from 4 exons. The record is from RefSeq and is a predicted model, not a curated record.